AUGAAGGGAUCUCAUGGGAAGGCUGAAAUUCCCAUAUGGCUGCUGCUGCUGCUGUCAUUCGCAAUCAUCAACAAGUCGAGUGAAUUCGCAACAUACCACACCCGGUCUGCUGACUACAAAGUGUUCAGAGCAAAGGCUCCCGUUACUGCCUACAAUGAAAGGAUGGCGAUGAUGGAUUCAUUGGAUUUCAAUCCGUUGCUGUUGGGUGGUUCUCGGCAAUAUCCUGGUAUACGAGUGCGCGCAAAUGCAGCGAUGUUUCGUUACGCUAGUGUUAAAGCAGCUAAUAUCCUCACUCAGCAAAUCGCACGUGCACAAAUUCCCGACAUCAAUCUAUGUCUAGAAGAGGUGGGUGGAUGUGUAAAAGUCUACGGAAUACGCGUAGCGCGAUAUCAGUGUCCCCAAUACGUCUCAAUUAAUCCAUUUCCGAACGAUCGACUCCGAAUAUCAGUUCAAAAUCUUACUGUGAAGUGGAUCUGA
Molecule: messenger RNA, 477 nt
Organism: Anisakis simplex (herring worm)
Lineage: Eukaryota; Metazoa; Nematoda; Chromadorea; Rhabditida; Anisakidae
Source: the annotation of a GenBank genome assembly